Paramecium primaurelia is the source of this 735-nucleotide messenger RNA. The record is from the annotation of a GenBank genome assembly. NCBI's taxonomy places the organism in Eukaryota, Ciliophora, Oligohymenophorea, Peniculida, Parameciidae.
AUGUUCGAAAACUCAAAUAAUCAAAAAGACUAUUAAAAAGAGAAUUAACUUAUUAAAUAGUAAUUGCUCUAAUAUUGGGUGAAGAUCUCAAAAACACUUGAUGAAGAAUACGAAGAAAUUCUUUAAUUAGGGUCUGACUCUGAUCCUAAUGAUAUUAUUAAUGCAUUGAUCAUAAUUGAAGAUGCUAGAUAAGAAUAAUAAAAGGUAUAAUUAUUAAUAUUGAUUUAGUUAGAUAAACAGUAAUUAGAGGAAUUGAAGAAGUAAAUUGAAUCUUAAAAUGAAGAAAUUAUUACUUUAUAAUAGUAAAAUUAGAAAUCAUCAUAAAUCAACAAUAAGCAGGAAUUUAACCCUGAAAUUAGAUAAUUAGAAAUAAAAAUAAAUGAAUUAUCUUUAGCUCUUGUAAAAAGCAAGGAAGAAAAAGUUAUAUAUAUGGAGUAAGCUUAGAAAUAGAUAUAACUUCUUAAAGAAUAAGAAUUAGAAUUAAAAAGUUAAUUAUAGAGGCUUUAAUUUGAAUAAUCAAAGAAAUCUUCUUUUGCAGAACCAGAAGAGAAUUUAGAAAAAAGUUCAAAAGAUUUUCUUGAUGAAGAUAUAACACGUUAAUCUGUUUCACCUUAAACAUAAAAAACUAAAUUAGAUUAUUCUAAAUUAAGUCUUAAUUAAAAUUUGAAAAAACUAACUAAGGUGGAUUAAGUUCAAGGAGCAUCAUUAACAUCAUUUAAGUUUGGCAAUAAAUGA